CUAUCUGACGUGGUGCUGUCGACAAGACGACAACAGGGAAAGGCGAUAACCAAAAAUAAAUUACCUUUCUUGUAGUUGUUAGAGAUUAUUUACAGAAACCAAAAUGUUCGACAGCAUAUUUGACGAUGUGAAGCGCAUGAACAAACGGCAGUUCAUCUACCAAGUUCUAAGUUUUGGUAUGAUAGUUUCUUCAGCGCUAAUGAUAUGGAAAGGCCUCAUGGUUGUAACUGGUAGUGAAAGCCCAAUAGUUGUGGUGUUGUCAGGCAGUAUGGAACCUGCGUUCCACAGAGGCGAUUUACUGUUUUUGACGAACUAUCCCGAAGAGCCCGUGCGUGUCGGCGAGAUCGUAGUUUUCAAAGUGGAGGGGCGAGACAUUCCAAUUGUUCACAGGGUUCUAAAGCUUCACGAAAAGAAUAACGGUACAGUAAAGUUCCUGACAAAAGGUGAUAACAAUAGUGUGGACGACAGAGGAUUAUACGCCCAGGGUCAGUUGUGGCUUACCAAGAAGGAUGUUGUGGGUCGUGCAAGAGGUUUUCUACCUUACGUUGGCAUGGUGACCAUAUAUAUGAACGAAUAUCCUAAGUUUAAGUUUGCGGUCCUGGCGUGUUUAGCAAUGUAUGUGCUCGUACAUCGGGAGUGACAGCAUUAAUCUGAUCUGAAGUGUUGUAAGAUGGCCAUCUCUGGAGGAGAUACAUUGGCUCUGUGGAUGUAUUUAAUUUUAUGAUUAAAUGAACGUUCUCUCUAGUGUUACAUCAUUAUAUUUAUUUUACUUAAAUAUACUGUUAAACUCUUACUUGUA
Trichoplusia ni (cabbage looper) is the source of this 799-nucleotide messenger RNA. Its product is annotated as signal peptidase complex catalytic subunit SEC11A-like. The coding region runs from base 104 to 640 and encodes 178 amino acids. The record is from RefSeq and is a predicted model, not a curated record. NCBI's taxonomy places the organism in Eukaryota, Metazoa, Arthropoda, Insecta, Lepidoptera, Noctuidae. Gene Ontology annotation, molecular function: serine-type endopeptidase activity. Gene Ontology annotation, cellular component: membrane; signal peptidase complex. The transcript is spliced from 4 exons.